Molecule: messenger RNA, 2725 nt
Organism: Setaria italica (foxtail millet)
Lineage: Eukaryota; Viridiplantae; Streptophyta; Magnoliopsida; Poales; Poaceae
Product: protein STRUBBELIG-RECEPTOR FAMILY 6
Exons: 16
Coding region: 217-2376 (719 amino acids)
Biological process (GO): protein phosphorylation
Molecular function (GO): protein binding; ATP binding; protein kinase activity
Source: RefSeq, a predicted model, not a curated record
GCCCCAAAACUGAAGAAAACCAGGAAACCCCGAGAAAAUCCAGUAUACUGAAGCCAAAAGGCGGGAUUUUUUUAGCCGAGAAAGCAGCUUUCUUCCCAUUCCCAUGGCCCUAUAAGGCAGAGAGAGAGAGAGAGAGGGAGAGAGGGAGAGAGCAUUGCUGUGGCCCUGUAGGAGGAGGGGCCUGACGGAGAGGGAGGGAGGCGAGGUGGUGGAGCAAUGGCGAGAGCGGCCUGGGCCGCAUGGCUUCUCGUCCUCCUGUGCUUCGGCGCUUGGACCCCGCGGCGAAUCUUGGUCUCCGCGGCCACCGACGCGAAUGAUGUUACUGCCCUCAACACGCUGUUUACCAGCAUGUCUUCACCGGGACAGCUGCAGGGCUGGAAGGCGAGCGGCGGUGACCCCUGCAGCGAAUCAUGGCAGGGCAUCACCUGCUCUGGAUCCUCAGUCACUGCAAUUAAAUUGCCGGGAUUGGGACUCUCUGGAACUCUGGCCUACAACAUGAACACCAUGGAUUCACUCGUUGAGCUAGAUUUGAGCCAAAAUAAUCUCGGUGGUGGUCAACAGAUUCCGUACAAUCUUCCAAAUAAGAAGCUUGAAAGACUCAAUCUGGCAGGGAACCAGUUCUCUGGAGCUGUGCCAUACUCAAUUUCCACGAUGCCUAAACUUCAGUAUUUAAACCUCAAUCAUAACCAACUAUCAGGAGAUAUCACUGAUAUAUUUUCCAACCUCCCAAGUUUGACGACAGUAGACCUUUCCUCCAAUUCUCUUACUGGUAAUCUACCACAAAGUUUCACUUCGUUGUCAAGCCUGAAAACACUGUAUUUGCAGAACAAUCAACUUACUGGCUCAAUCAAUGUACUUGCCAAUCUUCCGCUUGAUGAUUUGAACGUAGCAAAUAACCGCUUCACUGGUUGGAUUCCUAAUGAGCUAAAGAAGAUAAAUAGCCUACAAACUGAUGGUAACUCCUGGAGCACCGGCCCAUCACCACCACCACCACCAUUUACUGCUCCUCCACAUUCACGCAGCAACCGUCGGAAAAGCCCAGGCCAGCACUCCAAUGGAAGUAACAACUCAAGUUCUGGUGGAAGCUCUGGCAUAGGUGCUGGAGCCAUAGCAGGCAUCAUCAUAUCUGUUCUUGUUAUUGGAGCAGUUGUUGCAUUCUUCUUGAUAAAGAGGAAACAACGAAAAGGUGCAAUGCCAGAGCACUAUGAACAGCGCCAGCCGUUUAAUUCAUUCCCUUCAAAUGAAGUUAAAGAGAUGAAGCCUAUUCAAGAGGCUACCACUGUAGAGGUGGAGUCUUUGCCUUCUCCUGCUGCAGUUAACCUGAAACCACCUCCCAAGAUUGAGCGAAACCAGUCAUUUGAUGAUGAUGAUAUUGCAAGCAAGCCUGUUGCAAAGAAAAGUAAUGCAGCACCAGUGAAGGCAACUGUUUAUUCGGUUGCUGACCUACAGAUGGCAACAGAUAGCUUCAGCAUGGACAACCUUAUUGGAGAGGGUACUUUUGGACGUGUGUACAGGGCACAAUUCAGUGAUGGAAAGGUUCUAGCUGUGAAGAAACUAAACAGUACAGCACUGCCUAGCCAAUCAUCAGAUGAUUUCUAUGAGCUUGUGUCCAACAUUUCAAAGUUGCACCAUCCCAAUCUCAGUGAGCUUGUGGGCUACUGCAUGGAGCAUGGACAGUACUUGCUGGUUUUUGAUUUCCACAGGAAUGGUUCACUGCAUGAUAUGAUUCAUCUCUCAGAUGAAUAUAACAAGCCACUCAGUUGGAAUUCUCGUGUUAAGAUUGCAUUGGGCUCUGCACGUGCACUAGAGUAUCUUCAUGAAAUCUGUUCUCCAUCUAUAAUUCACAAGAACUUCAAGUCAUCCAAUAUUUUACUGGACACAGAGCUCAAUCCUCACAUUUCUGAUGCUGGACUUUCAAGUUUUGUUCCAGAUGCUGAAUUCCAGGCUUCAGAUCAGGGUUCUGGAUAUGGUGCCCCUGAGGUGGACAUGACUGGCCAGUAUACCCUCAAAAGUGAUGUCUACAGCUUUGGAGUUGUCAUGCUGGAGCUCUUGACAGGCCGAAAGCCAUUUGACAGCUCUAGGCCCCGGUCAGAGCAAUCACUUGUCCGGUGGGCAACUCCCCAGCUGCAUGACAUCGACGCCUUGGACCGGAUGGUCGAUCCGGCGCUCAAGGGCCUUUACCCCGCAAAAUCCCUCUCCCGUUUUGCAGACGUUGUUGCACUGUGUGUCCAGCCUGAGCCGGAGUUCAGACCUCCCAUGUCUGAGGUGGUGCAAGCGCUGGUCCGGCUCGUUCAAAGGGCCAACAUGACCAGGAGAAUGCUCGACGGCGAGGAGGCUUCUCGGCGACCGGAUGACCAGGACCAGGAAUUCGUCUAACAAGUGAAACAAUACAUACAUCUUGUGCUGAACCUGCAUACCAUCUUACUGUUGCGACUGUUAACUUUUGGUCCCCCAACACAACACGUACUGCAGGAAAAAGUAGGGGGGAAAACAGCUGUUUCGAAUUCUAUCAGUACAUAUUACAGGUUUUGUUUCGUAUAAUGAAAUAUACAGGCUGGUGUGUUAUGCCUCUGGUGUCCCUAAACCCUAAUGCUGUGUUGCCUGGACCCUGGAGUAACCUUUAUCGUACUUACUGGUAGCUAAGCGUCAGUGUAAUAAUGUGGACAGUAUAUGCGAAACGUGAAUUGUGAUAUGGGAAGAUUUUUAAAUUCACAAAAAACAGCAA